UUUACGACUGCACCAGGGUCUUCAUGAAGCCCUCUCGCAGCGCCCAAUCCCGACGCGUUCCGGCCGAAGGAUUUCUCGGAGUCAACUCGCAUGACUUCGUUAUCACGCCUGUAGUUUAUUAUGGUACUCGAGUUGUUUUCAUAUUACCGAGCACAGUAAUGCGGCGAAAAGUCUUCAAGUUGCCGACAGAAGCUUUCCUAAAUCAUCAAGUUAGGCAACCUUAGAUAUGGGGGUCGGCGAUGACCGCGAAAAGCUACUGGCGCAGCUAAUCGAGGAGCAUGCGCCUGUUCCGACAGCGGAGGAUGUGCUGCGGCAAGCCCGCAUCGCGCACGGCUCCACGAUGCACUUCCACAUCGGCAGCAUGAGGGUGCCGCAGACAAAGCAGUCGCUGGUUCGACUGCAGUACACCACGGGGGGCGUGGUUUCCACUGCUCAGUCCACGGCGGCGGACCGGGCAGCCGCAGGUGCCAAGCAGGCCAAAGCGGCGGUGGCGGCAGCGGCGGCGGCGCACAACGGCACAGCGGGUAGUGCCAGCCCAAGCAAGGCGACAGAGGAUGCAUCCAACCAGGAUGAGUCGGCAGCGCUACUCGUACGUGAGAUGCCAAAGCAGAUCACCAUUAAGCCGCAGCCGCGCUUCGGCUCGCUGGCGCUUUCCGGCAGCAUGCUCAGCAGCACCGCCGCCGCCGCUGCCGGGCACGCAUUCCCGCACCGCAGCAGCAGCAGCGCCAGCAACGGCGCCGGCAAGGAUGGCGCCGGCGGCACAGGCAGCGGCGAGGCCGGCGGCGAGGAGAAUGGGCCAAGCCACCGCUGGAACGUGGCUGCCGUGCCCAUGCGGUUCAACUGGGGCGGUGAUGGCGCGGAUGGGGAUGCGGCUGCUGCCGCAGCGAAGGCCGCAGCGGCGGCAGCCGCUGCAGUGAAGCUGUGUGGUACGUCAUUGCCGGAGGACCCGCCGGCGUCGCCGUCGGCGGCGACGCUGGCGACAGCUCGCGCCGAGCAGGCGCUGAGGCUGCAGCACCAGCGGCGGGCGCGGCGCAUGUCAGCGGUGGAUAUGCCAACCGCCUACCAGGCGCACAUGGCGGCUGUAGCAGCAGCAGGCGCCGGCGGCGGCGGCGGCGGCGGUGCGGGCUGUAGCUCCGACGGCACCGGACUGGUGGGCGAGGACUCGGAAGCGCCGUUACCCAGCCGCUUCCAGAUGCACCUGGCGCAGCUUCUUGGACCGGAGGGCGACGUCGGGGCCGGCACAGACGGGUCCGGUGCCGCGGCGGCUGUGGGUAGCCCGCGCACUGGCGCGCGGCGGAGCAUCGACGCGGCGCGGCCGCGCAUGUUACCCGCGAAUGCGGCCGGUCGCCAGUUUCCGCAGUUCCCGUCCCGCGGCAUUGGCAGUGCCGGAGCUGGGGAGGACCUGGCGCCGCCGUCGCCAUCAGGCGGCAGCGCGGUGGCUCAGCGGCUGAUGCAGGCGCGCACGCAGCUGCAGCAGCAGAUGACGCAGCAAAUGCAGGGGCACCGGCACUCGACCAGCGGCGAGCCGCCGGGCGCGGGAGGCGCGCUGCGGCCAACGCCACUGGCGGUUCCGGCGCUUGCGCCGGGGGCGCCGCCGGCAGGCGCGCUGUCACCAGGGCAGCUCGGUUCUACGGGAACAGGAGACUUUGCAUCAGUAGGAGCAGCAGGGGCUGGCGCUGGCGGCAGCGGUGGUUUGCCAACGGACCCCACUGCGGCGGCAGCGCUGGCACGCCUGGCGCGCGUGACGCGCACGCAGGCGCAGCGGCCCGAGCCACAGCAGAUUUGGGCCGUGGACUCCGCGACUGCCGCCGCGCUGACGCACGGCGCCGACAGCGCUUUCGGCAGCGGCUACAGCUACAGUGUGUACGGCAGGGGCAUCCCUGGACUGCCCGUGCGCGGCUUCAGUGGCGAUGGCGAGUUGGGUGGCGGCGGUGCUGGCGGCGGUGCUGGCGGAGCUGGCGCACUGCGCGCGCGGAACAGCGGUCAGCAGGCCGCGCCGCCGCUGCCUGUGGGUGGAGUGGAGGCUCCGGGUGCUGAGGAGGCAGGAGGCGCCGGCUCGCGCGGCGGCUCGUUCUGCGGCACUCCUGCCGCCGCGGCUGCUCCUGACGCGGUGGCUGUGGCGGAUCCCAGCGAUCCCGGUGCGGGCCAGCAGCAGGGCUCCGCUGGCGACAUGAGCAGUCCGUUGCUGGCCUUGGCGUCGCCCACUGCAAUUUCAACGCCGCGGCCACCGCGACAGCUGCCCACGCUGUCGGUCCCAGGCGCCCUUCGCAGUGGCGGGGCAAGCCCCGGAGCCGGAGGCGCGGCACUGCCUAGCCCCGGGGGCGCUGCCGGCAGCCCUGUGCCGGGCUUCCUGGGUAUGCGUGGCUCCGUGCACUCCGCUGCUGGGCGGCAGCGGCGGGGCUCCCUCAGCAUCGCUGACUCAGCGACUGUGUCGCCGUCGCCAUUAUUCGGCGCCGGAGUCAAUGCGGGCGCAGGCGCGGGCGUGAUGCGCAGUGGCAGUAGCUUUACGCCGCGGCCUCCGCAGUCGGCGUCGCCUGCGGGAGCAGCAGCUGGAGGCGUCAGCGGCGCCUCCGCGCCUCUGCCGUCGGCGCUGUCGCGGACAGGCGCGAGCGGGCCGGGCGGGCUUGGCGUUGCUGCUGCGGUGGCGGGCGGGCGCAGCCCCGCGGCCGCCAGCCCGUCGCGCAUGCUGCCGCCCACGCGCUCGGUGCAAGCAGCCGGCGCGAACUCAGCUGCGGGCAGCUUCAGUGCGCAGGGCAUGGACGAGGCAAGGCACGGCUUGAAUUCGCGAAGCGGCGCAGCAGGGGCGUUGCCGCCGCAGCCAGGCGCGUUGUCGCCGUCAUCAAUGUCGUCACAGCAGGCGCCGGACUCGCCGAGCGGUGGCAUAAGGCGGCAGCGCUUUGCAAAUCUGCCGCCAUCAAGUGCGCCCACACGCACCGACGGCAGCGGCGACGGCGGCGCUGGUGCUGGCAUUGGUGGCUGGGCGGGUGGCGGCGGCGACGUCGGGGCGGGAGAUGUCGGUACCGCGCCGAGCGGUGACCCAGAGCGAGCGGGCAUCAUGGUGAAAAUGAAAAAGGCACUGAGCUUUUUGCGGAAAGGAGCAGUGUAACCGACCUGUAGGUGGCAGUGGUUGGCAAAAAGCUUGAGUCGCCUGAGUAACGCCGCUGAUCGGCUAAUGAGUAAGCGGCGCCAGGGUCGCCACACGACAGCUCAUUUAUAUUCAGGCUCCCCUGCGCAAGGGGCGAGUAACUAGGUUCUCAGGUUUGUCAAGGUAGGACACGAUAAUGACCGGCAUGUUACGCAACGCAUGAUCCGGUUGCGCACUACGGCACUGGGGCACUAGGCACUAGCGCAUUCGAAUAAUACAGCAUCUUUAGGGCAAUGCAGCAAAUUCCGCGCGUAUGCAUAUGAGCAAACGGUAGGUGUGCACGAGCUACGAAUUUUACUCCAGUUGCAACUGCGAUGUACGGCAUUUAUACGUGUACAAUGGGUGCGGCGUGUGUGUAUGUAUGGGUUCUUGUCCUGGUGAUGGCCUCUUGCGAGGUAAAACUUACCUGUUCGUUGGCACUGUGAGUAGCCAUUGUUUGGAGACCAUCUACUAUCGACGGUCUAUCUGGUUUGGCAAGGCGCAUGGGGCUGGCUGGUAGUAGUGCUACCUGUGUGGGCCCGUGUGUUGCGCCUGCGGGCCCGUAUGUUGCGCAUGCGGGGACAGCGGGCAAGCACUGCAGCGGCACUGCUUGCAUGUAAUUGGGUAGAAUGUGCACCUGCGAACUGCAGCAGCGCAACCUAAGGCAGACUGCGUUACAGUUUGCCGCAACUGCCUUAAUGCGCACGUGGACCGGCUUCCAGGUGAACAGGACGGCUGUAAUCCCGGAGUGGCCAGAAGGGGUUCAGGAAGGGGCUUCUAACGGCUGUGUGGCACAUUUACGGCGGAAUGUCUCAAAUUGUUGUCCAACCAGGCUGCGGUGCAUAGUUGGAAAUCUGUAUCCAGUUAAAAGGUAGUUCGCGCUGAGUCUGGCCAACCGGCAAGCCGCGUCGGUCGCCAAUGAGGCGUACUGCACAGCUGUGAACCGCAGGGAACCGCCAUCCUGUGGCUGUGCUGUCGAAUUAUGUACAAUCCCAGUAACAG
Molecule: messenger RNA, 4126 nt
Organism: Chlamydomonas reinhardtii
Lineage: Eukaryota; Viridiplantae; Chlorophyta; Chlorophyceae; Chlamydomonadales; Chlamydomonadaceae
Exons: 5
Coding region: 227-3106 (959 amino acids)
Source: RefSeq, a predicted model, not a curated record